CAAGGGGAAGGGGAGUAGCCGAAGAGACAGGAGUUUCCCCCAGCGCUUUCCCGGCACUGACAGCGGGCGGUGGGAGGGCGGGAGGGAGCGGGCCGGGCCCCCCCCCCCCCCGCUAUUAGUACCGGCCCUCAGAGGAGCCCGCCUCAGUGCGGAGCCGUGCCGGUCACUCACCGUCUCUCAGCACCAUGCAGGGUCUCAGCUCCGCGCCACCCGCCGCCUUCCUCCUCGUCCUCGUCCUCCUCCUCCGCCUCAGCUCGCUGCUGCUGCUGCCGGUGGCCGCGGUACCGGUCGCCGAGCGGGAGCUGAAUCCCAGCAGUCGCCUGGCCGCCGGGGCGGCGCGGGUGGCAUUGCAUUACCUCAACUUCCAGACGGCGUCCCCCGGAGCGCUGCAGGCGCUGGGGCAGGUCCGCAAAGCCACGGUGAAGAGCAUCCCAGACUCUGGUCACAAGUAUUACCUGCAGUUCACUACCGAAGACUACAGGAGCGGGGAAAAUGCUGGGAGCUGCCUUGCUACAGUGCUGUAUCGGAAGACAAAGUCUCCGCCUGUUGUCAAUAUCAAGUGCAUGCCUACCAAAGACGAGAAGCAAAUCCAAGAAGAGGACAACAGACUUUACCAAAAAAUUAGGCACCAAACCAAACCAAUAAUUGGAAACAAUAUUCCAGACAGCUAUGGCAAUAUUGAACCUGCCCUGGAGCCGGUGUGGGCUUUGGCUGUUGCUGGCAGCAGUUACAUCAUGUGGGAAAAGUCAACAGAGAACUUGGGUUACUUCAUGGCACAAGUCAAGUCUGUGAAGCAGUGGAUAAGGAAAGAUGAUUUUAUUGAAUUUGACUACACUGUUCUACUCCAUGAAAUGCCAACACAGGAAAUUAUUUCGUGUCACAUGCGCCUCACUUGGCUUCCUGGUCACCCUCUGAAAGUGAAAUACUUCUGUGCUUCAGAGAAUCAGGGGCUCGAAGAUGGAUCUGGAAUGGAAUCUGGAUCAGCUGCUGGGAUUUUACAUGAAAGGGGAGCAAAUUUUUAAGAGAUUGUCAGUUUUAUGUAUAUGUGUUAAAUGAGAAAAUCCUUGUGUUAAUAGACCUGGAGUUGUGAUAAUUUUUCUAUACCAGUCGCACAACAGUGAAUUUGAAUGCUUUCACUAGUCUGUUUUAUUCCAAAAUUAACUCCUGUAAUUUCUUAAACUGCGAGACUCAUGUUCUAGAGUUCUACCUAAAAACUUUGCUACUAUAUUAUAUAUACACAAACAUACACAAGUUGAUUUUAUGUCACUAACUUACUGUUACUUAGAGUAACAUAGUUUGUAAACAAAGUUAAUAUAUUUGGAUAAAAAUCUUGAGAAAAGUAUUAAUCUGUCACUAAGAAAUAUUUGUCUACUCUUUUUUUUUUUUUCAUUUUUUGGGUUAGAUAUGUGCUGAUUUGUAACUUGCAUCUCCAAUAAAACAAAUACCAUUACGCAGGGUC
Molecule: messenger RNA, 1459 nt
Organism: Aquila chrysaetos chrysaetos
Lineage: Eukaryota; Metazoa; Chordata; Aves; Accipitriformes; Accipitridae
Product: ovocalyxin-32-like
Exons: 6
Coding region: 186-1022 (278 amino acids)
Molecular function (GO): metalloendopeptidase inhibitor activity
Source: RefSeq, a predicted model, not a curated record